GCUCUCGUUGUUCAAAGCUCGCCCUCUCUCUCUCUCUCUCAACUCUUUCCUCUUCUCCGCAACGACGAAGGCUUCGAAGGACGAAGCAGAGGAGUGAUGCUUUCGAUCGAUCGACCAGUGCGCCAAUCCGACUACAAUCGUUUCUCCUCCACCACCCCCAUCGUCAUCGACAAUGGUGGCUCCCAUUUUCGCAUAGGAUGGGCUGGGGAGUCGGAUCCCCGUGUCAUUUUCCGCAACACCGUCCAGAGGCCACGGCAUAGGGCCACUGGUGAAACCACCACCAUUGUUGGUGAUCAUGAUCCAGCGUUGAUUAAAUAUUUUGAUUGCACACGGUCAUCUUCCCGCUCACCCUUUGAUAGCAAUGUUGUCUAUCAAUUUGAGAUCAUGGAAUAUGUCCUUGAUUAUGGUUUUGAGCGACUAGGUGCUCAAGGAAUUCAGGUGGACCAUCCCAUACUGAUGACUGAAUGUCCAUGCAACCCAGUCAGUUCUCGAAGUAAAAUGGCCGAACUACUUUUUGAGACAUAUGGUGUCCGUUCCAUAGCUUUUGGUGUUGAUGCGGCAUUCAGCUACAAGUUCAAUCAGCAGCUUGGGAUUUGUGAUGAAGAUGGUCUUGUUGUUUGUUCAGGGCUGACAACAAGCCAUGUGUUUCCAUUUAUAAGGGGAGAACCUGUCCUGGAUGCAUGUUGCAGAACAAACAUUGGUGGAUAUCAUGUCACUGACUAUCUGAAGCAGCUUCUUUCACUUAAAUAUCCUCAGCACAUGUCUAGCAUCACCUGGGAGAAGGCUGAGGAUAUGAAGAUGGAGCAUUGUUAUGUUGCUGAAGAUUAUUUGUCUGAAUUGGAAUUAUUUCAGAAAAAAACAAAGGAAGCUGAAGAGAAAACCAGGUGUUGGCAGCUACCAUGGGUUCCUCCUCCACAAGAAGAAUCUCCAACAGAAGAAGAACUGGCUAGAAAGGCAGCUUUGAAAGAAAAACAAGGGCAACGUCUUCGAGACAUGGCUGCAGCUAAAAGAUCUGUACGGAUAAUGGAGCUGGAAAAUGAACUACGUGGUUUGGAAGACUUAGUGCAGGAGCUUGAUGAAAUGGAUGAACAUGAAAUUUCAUCAUUCCUGUCCAACACAGUAUAUUCAUCCAGGCUAGAAAUUGAAUCCGCUCUUCAGAAAGUUUCACAAUCUUUACGCAAAGCAAGAGGUGAGCCUAGUGAUAGUGAGGAGAGGGUUGAUGUUUUGUCAGCUGAGAAAUUUCCUUUGAUUGGGAUCCCUGAUGAAAAGCUGACUCCAGAACAGUUAAAAGAGAAAAGGCGACAAACAUUUAUAAAGACCAUGUCUGAAGGUAGGUCACGGGCUAAACAAAAGCGUGCUGACGAAGAAACACAGAAGGAGAAACAAAUUCAUCAAGAUGAAGAAAAACGCUGUGAAAACCCGGAGCUGUAUCUUGAAUCUCUACGUGCUAAACACAAAGAACUCAGUGAGAGAAUUGAGCAGCGAAAGCGACUGAAGACAAAUGGUAGCAAAACAAAUGGCAGUCAGAAUUUGAACGGAGCUGGUGGCCGUGGUGAGAGACUUAAUGCAGCUCAAAGGGAAAGGAUGCGCCUCCUUACCACAGCUGCGUUUGAUAGGGGAAAGGGUGAGGAUACUUUCGGAGCUAGAGAUGAGGACUGGCAACUCUACAAACUGAUGAGCAGAGACAAUGAUGAUGAGGAGGAUGAGGAGGAUGAGGCAGAACUAGCUCGUGUUACAUCUAGACUCCAGGACAUAGACCCAACAUAUAUCGGACCUCUCCAGCCCACAAACAUCUCACAGCCUGCACGCAUCACCCCACAAACUGCAGAAGACUUCCAGAUUGUUCUAGGUGUUGAGAGAUUCCGGUGCCCCGAGAUAUUAUUCCAGCCCCCCAUGGUUGGAGUUGAUCAAGCUGGCCUUGACGAAAUGGUUGGGGUCUUAUUCCGGAGGCUCUAUGGUGUCGAUGAUGCCAUGAAGGAAAGCAUCAGCAAUUCAAUCCUUGUCACUGGCGGGAGCUUGCUCUUCCCCGGUCUGGUCCCCCGUCUUGAAGCUGGGGUACGAAAAAUCCGACCUUAUCUUUCUCCCAUCAGAGUAGUGCGAGCCUCAGACCCCAUUUUAGAUGCUUGGCGGGGUGCAUCAGCCUACGCAUCUGCCUCACAAUUCUCUUCUCAGACUUUUAGCAGGGAAGACUACUAUGAGAAGGGGGAGGACUGGCUGAGGGGGUACCACAUCAAGUAUGAUCUCUGAUGCUAUGAUUAACAUAAACUUGUAGCUCUUGAGGAAUGAAUGGCAGUUCCCAGAGUUUCAUAGUCUGAUAACAUUGAGAAACUAAUCAAGUAUUCUUUGGUGUGUUUCAAAAGCGGAUGCCUGUCCCGUAAAGUAUAGCAUUGAGAAACUAAUUAAGUAUUCUUUGAGUGAGUUUCA
Messenger RNA from Dioscorea cayenensis subsp. rotundata (Guinea yam), 2424 nucleotides. Its product is annotated as actin-related protein 5. Lineage: Eukaryota; Viridiplantae; Streptophyta; Magnoliopsida; Dioscoreales; Dioscoreaceae. Gene Ontology annotation, biological process: regulation of DNA-templated transcription. Gene Ontology annotation, cellular component: cytoplasm; Ino80 complex. The transcript is spliced from 12 exons. Bases 97 to 2247 code for a protein of 716 amino acids. The record is from RefSeq and is a predicted model, not a curated record.